GCGCAAAAAAAAAAAAACAAAGGGAAAGGCACCCAACGCGCCCUCGCUUCCAUCUAUAAAGGCCCAACCCUCCAAUACAAAGUUGCAAACCCUGUUUCUCGUGUGUGUGUGAGUGUGAGGAAACAGAAUGGGUGGGUUUAGAGUUGUUGUGAUGCUUCUAUUUGUGUUCAUUGGUGUUUGUGAUUACGGGGCGAAGGGCAUGGAAACCAAUCCCAACUUUGGUGACACUUGCAGCCCAUGCUGCAAUAGGGGCAUCUGCACCAGGUCAUGUCCCCCAAUUUGUCACUGCUCGGACGUGUGGGAGAACUGUCCCAUCUGGUGCAAAAAAUGUGAUUGCACCGAAGGGGAUUCCAACUCCGAACAAUGUGUAUGCAAGGAUACCUACAACUAUUCCCCACCAGAUUGUCCGGCAUCAGGCUUUGCUGUUAAAGGGUUUGAAAGCCAGCUGAAUUUGAAGUGAAGUUUCAUCAGCUAAUUAUCUAAAACUUACUUACAUAAAUGGAAGGGUCAUCAUCGUAUAUGACCCGCAUAAAUAAAAA
Amborella trichopoda is the source of this 539-nucleotide messenger RNA. NCBI's taxonomy places the organism in Eukaryota, Viridiplantae, Streptophyta, Magnoliopsida, Amborellales, Amborellaceae. The record is from RefSeq and is a predicted model, not a curated record.